GCGCCGAGAAGGAGGCGGCGGGGGCGGAGGCGACAGCGGCGGCAGGACCGGGACGCAGCCGGGGCCGGCCUCGAAGUUUCCCGGUCGGACCCGCGUGGAGGAGGCGAUGGACUGGUCCGGGCCGAGCUCCCAGUGCAGGAAUCACAGUCAUGGCUCCCAUUGGUCUCCAGCACUUGGUCAUCGAAACAUCUCUGCCCAGGAAAACAAAGAACCAACAAAGGAAAAAGAAGCUUUGCCUCUUAUAGAGGACACUAGUAACUGUGACAUUGUGAAAGCUACCCAGUAUGGGAUUUUUGAGCGAUGCAAGGAGUUGAUAGAAGCUGGAUAUGAUGUCAGGCAACCGGACAAAGAAAAUGUGUCUCUUUUACACUGGGCUGCUAUAAACAACAGACUGGAUCUUGUAAAGUUUUAUAUUUCAAAAGGUGCUGUUAUAGAUCAGUUGGGUGGAGACUUAAAUUCAACCCCUCUACACUGGGCCAUCAGACAAGGACAUUUACCUAUGGUGAUAUUGUUACUACAGUGUGGUGCAGAUCCCACACUCAUUGAUGGAGAAGGGUUUAGUGGUAUCCAUCUGGCAGUAUUAUUUCAGCACAUGCCCGUCAUAGCAUAUCUCAUCUCAAAGGGUCAGAGUAUAGACACAACAGACUUAAAUGGGCAAACACCACUCAUGCUGUCGGCUCACAAAGUACUUGGACCAGAACCCACUGGAUUUCUUUUAAAGUUUAAUCCUUCUAUCAAUGUAGUAGAUAAAGUUCACCAAAACACUCCACUCCACUGGGCAAUUGCAGCAGGAAAUGUUAGUGCCGUUGACAAACUUUUACAAGCCGGUUCAAGUCUGGAUAUCAGAAAUAUCAAGGGAGAAACACCACUUGAUUUAGCUCAGAAAAACAGACAUCGGCUGAUUGUCCACAUGCUAACAGUAGAAGCUAAAAUAAGAGCAAACAAAAACUUAAGACUCUGCAGGUGGCUACAGAAAUGUGAGCUUUUCCUGCUGUUGGCGCUUUCCACGAUUACGAUGUGGGCAAUAGGAUACAUAAUGGACCUCAAUUCAGAUUCUUGGCUUUUAAAAGGAAGUCUUCUUGUUGCAGUGUUUUUUGUUACAUCUUUAUUUCCAAGGUACCUCGUGGGACACAAGAACCUCAAUUAUUUGCCAGCCAUUAUUUUGCUGAGCUCCAUUUUUUGGAUAUCUGUGACGUGGUUCAUCGUAUUUUUGCCUGAUUUAACAGGCACUCCUCUUCAGGUUUCUUUCUUUCUCAGUGUGAUUGGCUUCCUCUACUUUUUCUACAAAACCUGGGUCACUGAUCCUGGCUACUCCAGAACUUCAGAAGAAGAAAGGAAAACGAAUAUCAUUGCCCUUGCAGAAGCUGGUUGCCUGGAUUUCAGAACAUUUUGCACAACCUGUCUUGUGAAGAAGCCAUUAAGAUCCCUCCACUGUCCUGUCUGUAAUUCCUGUGUGGCUCGCUAUGAUCAGCACUGCCUGUGGACUGGACGCUGUAUAGGUUUUGGAAAUCAUCACUAUUAUAUAUUCUUCUUAAUUUUCCUUGCCAUAGUCUGUGAUUGGAUGUUAUAUGCAACUCUUCUCUAUUGGUCCAAUCAUUGCACUACAACCUACAGUCAAGAUGGAGCCUGGACCUACCUCAAUCAGAUUGUGUCCUGUUCUCCUUGGAUUCUAUAUAUCUUCAUGCUGGCGUCUUUCCAUGUAUCAUGGUCUACUUUUUUGUUAUUAAAUCAGUUCUAUCAGAUUGCAGUUUUGGGCUUGACGUCACAUGAGAGAAUCAGCCUGGUGAAGCAGAGCAGGCACAUGAAACAGGCUUUUUCACUCAGGAAGACACCAUACAACCAUGGAUUCACUCAGAACCUUGCUGACUUCUUUCAGUGUGGAUGCUUUGGCUUGUUCAAGCCUAGUGCUGUGGAUUGGACCUCCCAAUACACUGUGGUAUUUCACCCAGCCAAAGAGAAGGUUUUACGCUCUGUAUGAAGAAAAGCAACACCAAAUUCUGAAAUAUAAAUCUGACUUUGUUGGGCUGGGGCACGGAAACAAUUGAAGUUCAGAAGUUUAUCUAAACUGAAGCUAACCCUCAAAUGAAAGCAUUCUUCUAGGUCUUCAUAUAUUAGACAAAAUGGGGGCCUUUCAGACAGCUAACCUCAUUGCACUUUGUAGUUUCAACAAGAUAAACUUUUCCUGAAUUAUCUCAGCAAGUUCCUUAAACUCCUUUGAUAUACUUUUUUUUCACCAGAGAAAUGCCACUGUUAAUUUUUUUUUAAUUUUGAAGAUUAUAUUCAUUGAUUGUGGAUAACAUGUAUUAUAUUUUCACAUUGUAUUGGCUAAUUCAAAAUAGUUUUAUUCUUAAAACUAGUACUUUUUGGUAAAUUAUUUUUCUUUAUAUUACAUCUAUAAAUCUGUAUAAAAAGUAUUUGAAUGGAUAUAUCUUUUUUGCUUUCAUACUUAAUAAAUUGGGUCUUUUAUACAAGUAGGUUCAUUCACCCAGCACCUCUAGAAUUUAACUGUGCAAAAGGCAUACAUAUAUUAAAAAAACAAGUUAGACUCACAACUGUAUAGUUAAACUGAGAGUUUCAUAGUAGGCAGAUUCACGGGAUUAGAUUCAAUUGCCUACAUUGGCCAGAAUGUACAAAUACAGACUUACAACCAUCAGACACAGUAACAUAGGAAUAUAGAUUUCGAACUAAAAGGGACCUUUGAGAUCAACUUAUUCUCCCUCUCCUUUUACAGAUGAGCAGCCAGGGGCCAAAGGAAGUGAAUAGAUGACUUGACCAAAGUUUCACAAAUAAUAAGGAGCAGGCUAGAAUUUUAACCCAGAACCUUUGACCUCAUGUCUGCCCCCUUUCUACUCUGCCUUGCUACCAGAUGAGUCAGAUCAUAAGUUUCAAUUUCCCUUUCUGUGUAAGAAAACAUUUCAAGUCAGGCAAAAAGCACCUUCAUUUUAAGGAAAAUCUUUACAUGGCAGCAUAAAAAUACAACUGAAAGUUAGGUCUGGCCAUUCACUUUACCAAGGGAUUUUUCAUGACAAGAUGUAUCAGAGGGCACUUUUCAGUACCAGACAUCUCAAAAUGUUAAAAAAAGAAAUAGUAUCUGAUUUACACAAAACUUUAAAAAUACAUCUGUUGCAAAAAACAAGGCAUGUUUAUGUACUGAGUUGAAAAAUUACUGUGCAUUUCCGUGCUUAUUAUUAAUCUCUAGACUGUGUUGAAAGUACCAUUGGAAGUCGUCUAGUUCCUUCUGCUCAUUUUACAUAUGAGGAAACUGAGGCAUAGACCAGUGGAAUAACUUGCCUCACACCACACUGGUAAUAAGUGGCAAUGCAGGAUUCAAACUCAGGUCCUAGGACUCCAAACUCCAUGUUCUUCUGUCUGGGCCUUGGUCUUUAAGAACCAGCUAGUUGGGGGCGGCCAGGUGGCCCAGUGGGUAAAGUACCGGCCCUGGAUUCAGGAGGACCUGAGUUCAAAUCCAGCCUCAGACACUUGACACUUACUAGCUGUGUGACC
This is a messenger RNA of Dromiciops gliroides (monito del monte), 3504 nucleotides long. RefSeq names its product zinc finger DHHC-type palmitoyltransferase 13 (gene ZDHHC13). Gene Ontology annotation, molecular function: palmitoyltransferase activity; protein binding. The coding region runs from base 107 to 1978 and encodes 623 amino acids. NCBI's taxonomy places the organism in Eukaryota, Metazoa, Chordata, Mammalia, Microbiotheria, Microbiotheriidae. The transcript is spliced from 17 exons. Gene Ontology annotation, biological process: protein palmitoylation. The record is from RefSeq and is a predicted model, not a curated record. Gene Ontology annotation, cellular component: Golgi membrane.